Messenger RNA from Juglans microcarpa x Juglans regia, 1059 nucleotides. RefSeq names its product NADH dehydrogenase [ubiquinone] iron-sulfur protein 8, mitochondrial. Gene Ontology annotation, cellular component: membrane. The transcript has 7 exons. Bases 173 to 841 code for a protein of 222 amino acids. Gene Ontology annotation, biological process: mitochondrial electron transport, NADH to ubiquinone; mitochondrial respiratory chain complex I assembly. The record is from RefSeq and is a predicted model, not a curated record. Gene Ontology annotation, molecular function: NADH dehydrogenase activity; 4 iron, 4 sulfur cluster binding. Lineage: Eukaryota; Viridiplantae; Streptophyta; Magnoliopsida; Fagales; Juglandaceae.
UGCGUUUUAGGAACCGGCUCUAGCAUCUGCUACAAACUGACCUCAACGAUUCGAAUCUCCUCGCUUAAUACAUCGUUCAUUUGGCGUCAGUUGGCUGUUCCUCUCCUCCAAUUCCAUUCGCGGGCGACCUGCAGGCGAAGCAGAAGCUAUUCGACUUGGAUAUUUCUCCCCAAUGGCCGCGUUCCUAGCUCGCAAAUCUCUUCAGGCUCUUCGCGCUCGACAGCUUGCUGUUCCUGGACAAGCAUUGCUGGGUUUGCACAACUAUGGGAUGCGUUUCAGUGCUCACCCAUACAGCACCGUAAAAGAGGAUGAAGAAAGAGAGCAGCUUGCUAAGGAGAUUUCAAAGGACUGGAGUUCUGUUUUUGAAAGAAGCAUAAACACAUUAUUUCUCACUGAAAUGGUUCGGGGUCUGAUGCUGACACUCAAAUACUUCUUUGAUAAAAAAGUUACUAUCAAUUAUCCAUUUGAGAAGGGCCCUUUGAGCCCUCGUUUUCGUGGUGAACAUGCCCUUCGUCGAUACCCAACUGGAGAGGAACGUUGCAUUGCAUGCAAACUCUGUGAGGCAAUAUGUCCUGCACAAGCAAUCACCAUUGAAGCAGAGGAGCGAGAAGAUGGUAGCCGUAGGACUACUAGGUAUGAUAUUGACAUGACAAAGUGUAUCUAUUGUGGAUUCUGCCAAGAGGCUUGCCCUGUAGAUGCCAUUGUUGAAGGACCCAACUUUGAGUUUGCAACGGAAACUCACGAGGAACUUCUGUAUGACAAAGAAAAGCUGCUUGAGAAUGGGGACCGUUGGGAAACCGAGAUUGCGGAGAACCUCAGGUCUGAAAGCCUCUAUCGCUGAAUGUUUCAUCCGAUGUUUCUACCUGGCUGAUGCAUCAUCUUUACUUUUAAACGACGUGAACAAUAAAUAGACCUAUACAUGGGUCUUGGAUUUAAUGUGUAAUAUCCUUGGUUUGCAUUCUUCUUUUUGGUUAAAUACAUUCUGAUGCGAGGGAUUAAAGUUUUUUUUCGGAGCGGAAAUGAUAAAGAGGAUAGGCCAAGGAUUGGCGUCCGUGAUAU